AUGGACGCACAGCGAGCCCUCCUUGACGAGCUCAUGGGCACAGCUCGUAACCUAACGGAGGAGGAGAAGAAGGGGCACAAGGAGCUGAAGUGGGACGAUCCGGACGUGUGCGGCCCCUACAUGGUCCGGUUCUGUCCCCACGACCUCUUCGUCAACACCAAGAGCAAUCUCGGGCCGUGCUCGAGGAUCCAUGAUCUGAAGCUCAAGGAAAGCUUUGAGAAGUCUCCCAGGCAUGAUACUUAUAUGCGAAGGUUUGAGGCAGAGCUUGCACAACAUUGUGAGAAAUUGGUAAUGGAUUUGGAUAGAAAGAUAAGGCGUGGUCAAGAAAGGUUGGCUCAUGAUUCUGCUGUGCCAAUGCCAAUCCCUGGAAAAAUAGCUGAGCAGCUUUCAGUGCGAGAAGAACAGGUCAAGAAGUUGCUGGAGCAAAUCGAGGAGCUUGGUGAGGCUAGUAAAGUGGAUGAAGCUGAGGCACUUAUGAGAAGGGUUGACAUUCUAAACGCUGAGAAGACAGCUUUAGCUAACCAAGCAGACAACAAAGUGGCUAUGCUUGAGAAGAAGAUGGAACUUUGCGAAACAUGUGGAUCAUUCUUAGUUGCUGAUGAUGCUCUUGAGAGAACGCAGUCCCACGUGACUGGGAAACAACACAUUGGUUAUGGUAUGGUUAGAGAUUUCCUGGCGGAAUACAAGGCGGCAAAAGAGAAGACAAAAGAGGAAGAGAGGCUUGCAAGGGAGCAGAAAGCAGAGGAGCGUCGGAAACAGAGGGGAAAAGAGUAUGAUAGUGGGGGCAGGGAUAGAGAUACCAGAAGGGAGAGGUCUGGGGAACGUGACUAUGACCGUGAUCUUCAGUAUGAGCGAAGCCGUGGAAGAGACGGGCCCUAUGUUUACAGAGAGAGAGGAUCAGAGCACCGAAGCAAUCCCUACAGAAAUGGGAGGGAUUCUGAAAGAGGCGGACACAGAUACAGGAGUGGUGAUAUGACAAACGACCGAGGGAGAAUGAGGAGCAGAUCACGUUCUCCAACCAGGCAUGGCUAUGGAAGAUCUAGAAGUCCAGAUCAUUAG
Miscanthus lutarioriparius is the source of this 1059-nucleotide messenger RNA. Lineage: Eukaryota; Viridiplantae; Streptophyta; Magnoliopsida; Poales; Poaceae. The record is from the annotation of a GenBank genome assembly.